AUGUUGGUCGGGUCCAGCCUGAAGACAGCGGCAGCGCUCUGUGCGCUUCUGGCGCUGUCGCUGCAGCCGAGCCUCACCGAUGCUCCGCCCGCCCCUGAGGCACCAACGGAUGCACCGACGUCCAAGCCGAAGUCCGAUUCGGGUCCUCACGACACGGAAGACCUGCCUGACUACGAGUGGUACUGGAAACACAGCGAGGCCUCCAUGUUCUCGCAGGACAGCGGCAUUUUCAAGUCCUUCAAGCCCAACGACACGGACAUGACGUGCUCGUUGGACACGCACGCCACGCCCUUCAACAAGCAAGUGCGCGGUGUCAACCUGGGCGGCUGGCUCGUACUGGAGCCGUGGAUCACGCCCACGCUCUUCUACCAGUUCCUCAACACCCAGCAGAGAUUCGGUGACAAGGCUCCGGGGAAGACAGCCAUGGACAUGCACACGUUCUGCACGGCACUGGACAAGGAGGAAGCCAACCGUCAACUGCGUAUCCACUAUGACAACUGGGUCACGGAGAAGGACAUCGCCGAGCUGGCUGCUGCAGGCGUCAACUCGCUGCGUGUGCCGGUCGGUGACUGGAUGUUCAACCCGUACGAGCCCUUUGCUGGCUGCACGGACGGUGCCGUCGAGGCGCUGGACCGCGUGGCCGACUUGGCUCUCAAGUACGACCUCGAAAUCCUUCUGGAUAUCCACGGCUUGAUUGGCUCGCAGAACGGCUUCGACAACAGUGGCAAAUCGUCGAAUGUCAAGUGGACGUCCAUUGCCAGCACGCAGCCUGUGGGCACCACGACGUUCGAGCACUGGCCUAUCCGUCAAGCUGAAUGGGCUGGUACUUUUGACGUGGAGAACCACAACUACUCGAGCAUCAACUACGCCAACCUGAACCACUCCAUUGUGGCCGUGGAGGCUAUUAUCAACCGCUACAAGGGCCACAAGGCUAUCAUGGGUCUCGAGCCGGUGAACGAGCCAUGGGAACUCACUCCUAUUAAGGUGCUGAAGCGGUACUACUGGAAGUCCUACAAACGUGUGAAGGUGUUGGCUCCCUCGUGGAAAUUCGUCAUCCACGACUCGUUCCGCUUCGGUCUGCAGUUCUGGGCCAAGUUCCUCAAGGGCUGCCCCGAUAUCGCUCUGGACACGCACAUCUACCAGGCCUGGAACCCUCCUGGAACGGUUGCAGACUUCUUCUCCAACGCUUGUCAGCAGAAAUAUGUCAUCAGUGACAUGGAGAACGCCAUGAUGCCGGUGAUUGUCGGCGAGUGGUCUAUUGGCACGGACAAUUGCGCCAUGUGGCUCAACGGCUUCAACGACAACUUGCCUGGCUUCCCUAAGGUGCAGUGCCACAUGAUAGACUGCCCGGUCAACAGUACGUACCUCGGCGACGGCUUCCCGGGCACUCCUUUGGACAAGACCAAGCCGAUCCAGGGUCCAUACGGCACUGGCAUGUCUGGUCCGUCCUUCGGUAAGUGUCCCGUUACCAGUCAGGACUCGUUCCACCAAGACGACGACGCGGCGUUGACCAAGUCGCUGACUCUGAAGAAGCUCAAUGGCUUCGCUAAUGGCCACGGCUGGUACUUCUGGAACUUCAAGACGGAGUUUGCGACCAAGUGGAGCUUCCUGGACCUAUGGCGUAUGGGCGCCUUCCCCAAGAACGUGUCGGACUACCACGAGAGCGAUGGAGUGGAGAGAGCGUGUGUGAAGGAAGACAGAGGCGAGUUCGUCUGCCGUGCCAAGCGUGGAGUCAAGGAGUUCGAGCUCAAGAGCGGCCUCGCGUUCGCGUGCAACUUCCCGGAGAUCGACUGCUCGGACAUCAAGAAGCGCUUCCUCACUCUGGAGGAGCAGUGCGACUGGGCCUUCAACCAGUACUGGCACCUCAACCGCCAAAACGGAGCGACCUGCGAUUUCGGUGGUGCCGGCCACCUCCUCACUAAGACGGGCCACUUGCUCGUGUCGGUGGCCAAGUGGAGCAUUGCCGCCAUCUUGGGCGUCAUUGCGCUCGCCCUGGUGGCUGUUGCCGGUGCGAUCUUUGCAGUUGUGCGCUGGCGCCAGAACCGUGUGCGUCGUCACUACUCGCCCAUUGGCGGCCGCGCGUAA
Messenger RNA from Phytophthora infestans T30-4, 2085 nucleotides. RefSeq names its product glucan 1,3-beta-glucosidase, putative. The record is from RefSeq and is a predicted model, not a curated record. Gene Ontology annotation, molecular function: beta-glucosidase activity. Gene Ontology annotation, biological process: glucan catabolic process. Gene Ontology annotation, cellular component: extracellular region; cell surface. The transcript is spliced from 3 exons. NCBI's taxonomy places the organism in Eukaryota, Oomycota, Peronosporomycetes, Peronosporales, Peronosporaceae. Bases 1 to 2085 code for a protein of 694 amino acids.